This is a messenger RNA of Cuscuta campestris, 985 nucleotides long. The record is from the annotation of a GenBank genome assembly. NCBI's taxonomy places the organism in Eukaryota, Viridiplantae, Streptophyta, Magnoliopsida, Solanales, Convolvulaceae.
GCAUGAGGGAGUUUGUGCGGCCCAUCAAAUGUCUCGCACCCUGGCUCAAAGGAUAAUAUUGCUUGGCUACUACUGGCCGACCAUUGUGGGGGAUUGUGAGCGGUAUGUCCAGAGAUGUAGGACGUGCCAGUUUCGUAACCCCCGGUUCACUGAGUACUUGGCUAGUUUUGGAAUCAAGCACAGCAAGGCCUCAGUAGCUUAUCCACAGGGAAAUGGCCAAGUUGAAAAUGCUAACCGGACGAUAGUGGACGGCCUAAAAAAGAGGUUGGGAGAGGAAGGCCAUAAAUGGUUGGAAGCUUUGCCUCACACGGUCUGGGCGCAUAGGGUGACUUCAAGAAGGGCAACCGGAGAAACUCCAUUUGUGCUCACUUACGGAUGUGAAGCCCGGUUGCCAGUUGAAGCGGAAAUUCCAACAUUUAGAGAAACCGUGUAUCAGCCCGGCCAGAACGAUGUCGAUCACCUAGCUGAGUUGAAUCUGGUGGAAGAACGAAGGACCAUAGCAGCUGUUAAGAUGGCCGGUUAUCAGCAGUCGGUAAAGCGGUAUCAUGACAACCGGGUAGGACCGCGAUACUUCCAGGUGCACGAUGAAGUCUUGCGCAGGAGGGAUGCUAGUAAGCCUAAUAAGAGGGGCAAGCUGGCGCGUAACUGGGAAGGGCCCUAUCGCGUAAAAGCAAUUGUCAGACCGGGCACUUACCAGUUGGAGACUAUGGAGGGUGGCCGGGUCGAGCGACACUGGAACUCUCAUCACUUACGUAAAUUUUAUAGAUAAAGUGUAACUGGUUCCUGACCAUUAAUAAAAGUUCGCUCUUUUCGGAAAGAUUGUCCUCAUAUAUUAACCGGUAAUUCGUCGCGUACCAAUCUACCCGGUUAGACGUCCAAUCGAAUUGGACAUCUCAAAAAAAAAAGAAAAGAAGACCGGUCUGACCGAUUUAACACCUCAUCCGUACAGACACGGGAGUUAAAAACGAUUUGGCUUUACUAGUGG